This is a messenger RNA of Clupea harengus (Atlantic herring), 873 nucleotides long. Its product is annotated as extracellular matrix protein 1-like. Gene Ontology annotation, cellular component: extracellular region. Lineage: Eukaryota; Metazoa; Chordata; Actinopteri; Clupeiformes; Clupeidae. The record is from RefSeq and is a predicted model, not a curated record. Gene Ontology annotation, biological process: signal transduction; regulation of bone mineralization.
UCCCAGCAGCCAGACAGAAAAAAAAUCAGAACUUAAAGUUGAAAGCAUUUGCUGAGUUCCCAGCCAUACGCCAGUGUAGUGGUUGUGUUGAAGGAGAAGGAAAGGCAGUGCAAGAGGGGUAGAAAGACAAACAUCUUUGCAAACAUGUUUAUUUUUGGUGUGAUGCUGGCUUCAAUGGCGAUAGGAGGCUCCCUUGGUUACGAUUCGGGGCCCUUUGUCCCCUUUCCCCCUGCUCAGCCCUCUCAGGAGAACCUGGAUGCUCUCUGUACCCAGGGAGGCAGUCGCCCGCGCUACCCAAGCAGCUUCUUCCCUAAGUCAGGCUAUGGCCACAUGCGUCGCUGUGGCUCUGCGGUGAACCGUGUGGAGUCCUGGUACAGUGUGUGCUGUGCGGUGGAGAAAGAAAGCCAGAAACUGUGCUGUGCCAAGCAAGCAUGGGAGUACGUACUCAAAGUAUUCUGCAGAGAAGAGUAUGGGGUGAAGGGCCUGCCCCACGAGUGCUGUGAGGAGAGCGGGGCGAGCAGGUUGAGCUGUUUCGAGAGGGAGGCCCCUAACGCCUCUUACCAGCCCACACCUGACUACACAGCCCUGGAAGUUCCAGUGGACCUCGAGUUUGCCUGGGACCCAAAAACCUGCGGUUGAGGAGAAAGGAAAGCAGAACCUAAUCUUGGGCUGGGUGAACCACCUCCAUCUAUAAGAAAUAUUAGGAUCCAGCAAGAAUCACUAAUCAAUCACACUCCCAAUAAAUAAAAUACCAAUAGUACAUAUAUUGGCAUUUAAACAUAUUAUUAUUCUGUAUUUUGGGAUCAGUACUAUUACUGGCAUUAUCAACCAUUAUUUACCCAAUAUCAUUAAACAAACUGAAUUUAUACUGCA